This is a messenger RNA of Candoia aspera, 458 nucleotides long. RefSeq names its product PH and SEC7 domain-containing protein 1-like. The transcript has 4 exons. The record is from RefSeq and is a predicted model, not a curated record. Gene Ontology annotation, molecular function: guanyl-nucleotide exchange factor activity. Gene Ontology annotation, biological process: regulation of ARF protein signal transduction. The coding region runs from base 60 to 458 and encodes 132 amino acids. Lineage: Eukaryota; Metazoa; Chordata; Lepidosauria; Squamata; Candoiidae.
UUGAGAAAUAGCCUGGUCUUCCUUUUCUCUUCAGGUCUUUUCUGAAGGAGCUAGCCCUCAUGGGAGAAAGUCAAGAACGGGAGCGGGUCCUAGCUCAUUUUUCACAACGUUAUUAUGAGUGCAAUCCCAAAGCCAUCUCUUCUGAAGAUGGAGCCCACACUCUGGCUUGUGCCUUGAUGCUCUUAAAUACAGACCUUCAUGGACAUAACAUUGGGAAGCGAAUGUCUUGCUCAGAUUUCAUUGGGAACCUGGAAGGACUCAAUCAAGGAAGUGAUUUCCCCCGAGAAUUACUCAAGCAAGCGCCAGAGCGCGCUUCUCGCGUAGAACGGCUUCCCAGCCGCCCCCUGAGCUGCUGCUGUGGAGGAGGAGGAGGAGGAGGAAAACGGGAGCGACUCUGUGCGUGGCUGGCCCCCGAGGCUCGGUUUUUCGAUAACGCCAAGCAGGAGCGCUGCGCCUAG